Molecule: messenger RNA, 4215 nt
Organism: Arachis ipaensis
Lineage: Eukaryota; Viridiplantae; Streptophyta; Magnoliopsida; Fabales; Fabaceae
Source: RefSeq, a predicted model, not a curated record
GAGGGCUAGGAUUUCAAUAAGGAAUAAACCCGCCCAUUCUCUCUUCCUUACAUCCUCAUCUUUCUUCCUCUUGGCGCGUGCCUCUCUCUUUUUCUCUUUUUGAAUUUUAAGCACACUUGAGAGCUCCGUUGCUGAUUCCUUUGCCUGCAUCGGAGAGGGAAGAAACACUUGAGAAUGGAGAGGAUUCAUGUGAGUGUCCGUGCAAGACCCCUCUCCCUUGAGGAUGCCAAGACUAGCCCUUGGAGGAUCUCUGGCAAUUCAAUUUUCAUUUCCAAUCACUCCUCCAAGUUUGAAUUUGAUAAAAUCUUUAGUGAACAUUGCAAGACCGUGGAAGUAUAUGAAAGUCGUAUUAAAGAAAUCGUCGCUGCUGCAGUUCGCGGAUUCAAUGGCACUAUUUUUGCUUAUGGGCAAACAAAUAGUGGGAAGACUCAUACGAUGCGGGGCUCAAAAACAGAGCCAGGAGUGAUUCCUCAAGCCGUGCAUGAUUUGUUUCGGAUGAUUCAAAAGGAUAUAGAUCGAGAGUUUUUGCUUAGGAUGUCAUACCUGGAGAUUUACAAUGAAGAUAUCAAUGAUUUAUUGGCUCCUGAGCAUCGUAAACUUCAGAUUCAUGAAAAUCUAGAGCGAGGAAUAUAUGUAGCUGGGUUGCGCGAAGAGAUUGUCGCCUCGCCUGAGCAUGUGCUUGAUCUCAUGCAGUUUGGAGAAUCUCAUAGACACAUUGGGGAUACAAAUAUGAAUUUAUACAGCAGUAGGUCUCAUACUAUUUUUCGCAUGAUAAUUGAGAGUAGGGAUAGAAGAGAAGAUGAAGGCAAUGGAAGUUGUGAUGCUGUUCGUGUAUCAGUGUUGAAUCUAGUGGAUCUUGCUGGUUCAGAACGUGUUGCAAAAACUGGAGCAGAAGGUGUUCGGCUCAAGGAGGGUUCUCAUAUAAACAAAAGCUUAUUGACUUUGGGAACUGUCAUUAAAAAAUUGAGUGAAGGUGCUGAGAGUCAAGGAGGUCAUGUUCCUUACCGAGAUAGCAAGCUUACACGAUUUUUGCAACCUUCACUAGGUGGAAAUGCUAACACAGCUAUGAUAUGCAACGUUACACUUGCACAAAUACAUACAGAUGAAACUAAAAGUAGCCUCCAAUUUGCAAGUAGAGCAUUGCGUGUCACAAAUUGCGCUCAAGUGAAUGAGAUUUUGACAGAUGCUGCCUUGUUAAAGCGUCAAAAGAAAGAGAUUGAAGAGCUUCGUGCUAAAUUGAUGAGUUCUCAUUCAGAGCAUCUGGAAGAGGAGAUUUUGAACCUUCGGAAUACAUUAUUACAAACUGAAUUGGAAAGGGAACGCAUAGCUUUGGAAUUGGAGGAGGAAAAGAAAAAUCAAGCUGAAUGGCAGAAAAGAAUAAAGGAGCAAGCAAAGAAAAUUGAAAAUUUAAGCUCAAUGGUUCUGUUUUCAAAGAGGGAUGAGACAUGUGAAAUUAUUAAGAAGGACAAGAGACGGGAUACAUGGUGUCUAGGAAAACUAUCAAGGGAGAAUCCAAGAGAUGCCUGCUCUAGCAUCCAAUCAAAUGCUUCUACUGUAAAACCUGGAAGACAGAAGCAAUGCAUUGGACCACUUGUUCCUUUUGACGAACUUAUGAUUGAGGAUGCUUUUGUGGAGCAGUCUUCUAACCAAGAGGACAAUAAAAAUGGUGAUAUGAAUGAGGACUGCAAUCUGCCUAACCCAAGUGCUUUAUUGCAUGUAACAAGCAGGAAAAAGAUUCCAUCACGGAAAAGAAGUUUAUCCAUGGAGGAUGAUGAGUUUCUAAAGUUACAGGAAGAAUAUGAGAAUUUGCUUUUAAGAUUUGAAACUCAGAGAACUGCGAGUGAGAUAGAAAUAAAGUCAUUGAGAAAACAGCUAGUUGAGGCAAAUUCUCUUCAAUAUACAGAACCUAUUGGCUGUUUAAAUAGUGCAAAUGGUGUUAACUGGAAUGAGAAUAAAGAUGUGAGUUUCCAAGAGUCAGAAGCUAUUCUUGUCAUCAAGAGACUUGAAGAACAGAUUAAGGUUUUGGAAAUGGAAAAGUUAUCAAGCCAACUUAGAUCUAUGCAUAAUUCGCAUUUCAAGCCCAAAAGAAAGGAUCUUCCAUUUUUUUUUGGGGAGGGGGGGUUGUAUGAAGAGCUUAGUAAAGUACAGAAGGCAGCUCAAGUUGCUAACAAACAACUUGCUUGUGAAACUGAUGAAAAUUUGAACUUUGUGAUCAAUCUUUCAAUGGAAGUUCAAGAAAUAUUUUCAGAUGUACAAAAUGCAAAAGAAGCUGUUCAAAGUGCAUUGUUGAUGGUGGAUGACACCACUAAAAGUUUCUUUGCUCUCUGCAAUGUGUUUAAUGAUUUUAAAACCUCAAUAUCUCAGCAUGUUGCAGAACUAAGUGUAAUCUUGAGUAACUACAACCAGUUGAAUUCUUGCUCAAGACAACAAAUUUCUGAGCUUGAGAAUGAGAAGAUUCUUCUAGACAACCAAUUAGCUGAUCUUCAAAAGCAGCUUCAGGAUUCAAAAGUGGAUUUUGAGAAUUCCCAAAGUUCUUUAAUGAAAUGCAUUGAACAACAGGAAUUGCAAAAUGCAGACCUGAUUUCACAUAUCCAUACACUUGAAAAAGAAAUAUCAGUUUUAACAUCAUCUUCAUUGGUCAAGGAAAAGGAAACAUUCAGAAAAGAUCUUGAGAAAACAAAAUCCAAGUUGAAAGAAACUGAGUCUAAGCUUAAGAUUGCAGUACAAGAGAAAACAAAACUUGAGGGUGAGAAAGCCUCUAUUGAACGUGAGCUUAAACGGUUGCAUGGUCAGAAUUCUCUUCUUGAACGAGACAUUAAUAAACGUGAUUCACUUGCUGGUAGAAGACAUGAGGUGUUUGAUCCCAAAAGACCAAAGAGUCUUGCUUCUUCUCUUGAGCAAACAUUACAGGAAGAGCUCAAAAAGAUGGACGCUUUUGCAUUUGAAGCAGAAUCAAGAAUCACUUCUUUGGAAGAAGAACUGACAGCUGCAUUGAAAGAGAAAGAAGAGGUGAAAUUUAGCAAUGAGGAUUUAACUUCACAGCUGGAAGGCUUGAUGGAAAAGCUGAAUGAAUCAAACUCUGAACUGUACAAUUUAAAGGAAGAGAUUUCUGUUCUUAGACAAAUGUUGGAGGAAUCUGAUCAAAGGCAAGAAAAAUUGAGAAGUUCUAUCAAAGUAUUGUUGGAAGAAAAGGAGGAGCUGGCAAUGCAACUCACAGAUUCCCUUUUGGAAAUAGAGGAGGAAAGGGCAAUAUGGUCUGCAAAGGAAAAGGCUACACUUCUAGCCAUAGAAGAACAAACAAGAAAGAACAACAUGCAAAUUACAUCAUCGUCAAAAGAGUUAUCAGAAGUAAGAAAUGAACUAGCUUCCUGUAGAGAAGAAUGUCAGACACUGCAAAAAAGGUUAACUACUUCAGAUGAAAGUGGACGUCUCAUGGAAAAUAUCAGAGAAACAACUUUGGAGUUAGACCAGCUAGAAAAUCACACUGAAACAAUCAAUGCUGAGAGCAAACAAUCACGAGAAAGUCCAAAAGCCAAUUCAGAGAUGCCGUUGCCAGAGCCGCGUGGCAGUCUUGAGAAAGAUAACGCUGAUGAUAAUCUAAGUGAGCUUUAUGUCCUUGUUAAAGGCGUUGAUCUCUCAAGUCAAAGCCAAGAACUUUCGAAUGAGUUUCAGAAACUCAAGAACGAACUUGCUGUUGCAAUAAGCGAAAGGGAUAAAUUGGCAUGUCAGAUGGAAGACCAACAGAAACAUGUUACAGAAAUGGAAUUUCUGCAAAAGCAUUGCCAAGCUCAGUUGUCAACAGCAAAGAACCAGGUUGAGGAACUUAGUCAAAAAGUUUCUUGCUAUGAAGCAAAAAUGCACGCGGAUAAAGUAACUAACAACAAAGAGACGACCAAACUUCGAAUGAUGCUCCGUGGAACAAAGGCAAGGCUAGAUGCUAUCCUCACUCGAUAUAGAGAAGUAGUAGAUGAAUCAGAUUUAAUGCAUAGGAAGUUUGAGGAGGCAGCAGCAAAGCUGAAGGACAAGUUGGCUACAAAAGGAAUAGAGGUCCUUAAUCUAAAGAAGCAACUAGCUGCAAAAGGAAUGUAAAAAAUAUUUGUAUAGAAUUUUGUACAGGAAACCAUGCGUUUCUUAGUUACAAUAUGAAAAUAUAUAAAUGAUGGUUAUUUGGUUCUCAAAAUUGAUUAACUAAUGGUAAAUAUAUAUUUUCUUUUA